Messenger RNA from Neoarius graeffei (lesser salmon catfish), 3507 nucleotides. It is a transcript of the gene bnip2, whose product is annotated as BCL2 interacting protein 2. The record is from RefSeq and is a predicted model, not a curated record. NCBI's taxonomy places the organism in Eukaryota, Metazoa, Chordata, Actinopteri, Siluriformes, Ariidae. Gene Ontology annotation, cellular component: cytoplasm. The coding region runs from base 584 to 1951 and encodes 455 amino acids. The transcript has 11 exons. Gene Ontology annotation, biological process: apoptotic process.
UGUUGUGGCUUCUUGUAGUUUGGUUGUCGAGCUUCAGCUCAUCAGUGUCAGUGCGGCUUUUAACCCGUCCAGCAGCGAAUAAAUGAUGCCUUAAAGAUAAGAAGCUAUUUGUGGAAUCUGUUUACUAUUUUGACCGCAUGGGUCUCGGAGAAUUCGCUGUUCAGUGUGUUUUAACUGUCAGUAGUGAACUCGUCUGGCUGAUUAGCUAAAGCGGCGUCAACAUUCCUACUGCAGGAAGGAAGCGACGGGGAAGGAGCUCAACAAAGCCGGACACCGGGGGGUUUACUAAACAACUGCGUGGGGGUCGUAUUAUAUGAUACUUAAAUAUGUCGGUUGUUUAUUCUGUGUAAGUAAAUUGUAAAUGUUUACUGUUUAUAUCAGUGUUAUGGUUAGUUGUUUAGCUGGUAGGCCGAGCUGAAGAAUUCUUUCCACACUGACUCUGAUUAGCUCGGCUAGGCUAGGCUAGGCUAAGCUAGCUGGUCACACUGGAUUGUUUUGGCCGGGGUGCUGGUGGAGCUUCCUGCACUUCUGCACCUCUUAUUCACCGGCUGUUUAUUUUUUAACUCGACCGUCCAGCUCGCUCAUGGCUACAGAUGCGACCGAGAGUGAAGGGAGCUUAAAACAGACUGACACAAAUAACAGGGUCGUGAAUAAAAGCAGUAGUGAAUCAGACACACCCGGAAUCAGUGCAACGCUGGAAAACAAGUCAAGUCGCGUCGCUGAACAAGGAAGUGAUGAAAACGCAGUGAGUGCGGCUUGCACACCGACAGAGGCCAUGACUUCUGUGGGUAAUGGUGAUCAACCUGUCUUAUCCAGUCCGAGAAAAACAGGAGUGCAAGAAGAAAGUUCACAGAAAGAGCAAAGUCAGGAGUCGACACGGACCCACACUGCACUGGAGCAUAACGGCAGUUUUGAGCAACAGGAAUCAGUCAGCACUACAGAGGCUCGCUUGCGAAUGGAAGGAAUGGAGUUCAAAGAGGAGUGGCAAGAUGAGGACUUUCCCAGACCACUACCUGAAGAAGGGGAGCUUCACCUUGAUGAACAUCUCUUUACCCACUCACCUGGAGAGGAUGAUUCUGCUCAGCAGUAUGAAUCGAACAAUGGCAAGAACACAAAGAAGAGACUGUUGGCCCCAGAAAUCAGUCUGAACCUUGAUCGCAGUGAGGGCUCUGUGCUUUCUGAUGAGCUGGAUGAAAGCACAGAGUUCGACCUGGAUGGCAUGGACACCCCGUCGGACAACAGUAACGAAUUUGAAUGGGAAGAUGAUCUCCCAAAACCCAAGAGCACGGACAUGCUGCAAAAAGGUGUAGAAUCAGUGAAUGAAUAUUCAGCCUAUGAUGAGCGCGAUGAUGGCCGACACUGGAGGAUCUUCCGUAUUGGGGAGCAGGACCACCGGGUCGAUAUGAGGGCCAUUGAGCCCUACAAAAGGGUCAUCAGCCAUGGAGGUUACUAUGGAGAUGGGCUGAAUGCCAUUAUCGUCUUUGCGGUUUGCUUCAUGCCUGAGAGCAGUCAACCAAACUAUAGAUACAUCAUGGACAAUCUUUUCAAGUAUGUAAUAGGAACUCUGGAGCUGCUGGUUGCUGAGAACUACAUGAUCGUGUACCUGAAUGGUGCCACCUCACGCCGUAAGAUGCCCAGUGUGGGCUGGCUGAGGAAAUGCUAUCAACAGAUAGACCGGAGAUUAAGGAAGAAUCUUAAGUCUUUGAUUAUUGUCCAUCCUUCUUGGUUCAUUCGCACGCUCCUGACCAUCACAAAACCUUUUAUAAGCUCCAAAUUUAGCCAAAAAAUAAAGUAUGUGUAUAGUCUGGCAGACCUCGCUGAGCUUGUGCCAAUGGAAUAUGUGUCAAUACCAGAAUGCAUCAAGCAGUUUGAUGAAGAAAAAAAUAGGAAAACGCGUAAAAGGGUUGACCAAGAAAUGCAUAACAAACGGGAGAUGGGAGGCACAGAGUGACAUUUGAAGAGGAAAUGAGCAGUUGAGGAAAAUGAGGUUGAGGGGUUUUUUUUGUUUGGUUUUUUGGGUCUCUCUCUCUCAGCUGGAAAAAAAAAAAAAAAAGCUUGUUCCUUCCAAGACUCUGUUGUCUGUUACACGGAGGGACAUUUUAUUGUAUUAGUGUGCCAAACACGAGUUGAAAUCUCAAUGCUGUGCUUUAAGUAUUUUUAUAAUCGUACAGAUAUAAAUUUGGAGUCAGUUGUCAUUCUUGUCAAUUCCUGUUGCUUCUCCCUGAUGUUCAAGACAUCUGGUUUUCAAGCUAGGUGAUGCAUGUUCUAUAUUACAUUUAAAAUAUUUAUAUUCAAAUGGUGAUCAAGGAGAAAAGAUUAAUAUAUAUAUAUUUUUUUGCUUUGGACAGUCCUUUAUGGUGUUACGUUGACUUGCUGAAAUCUUCCAUUAAACCGUUUUUGUUUAUUGGUGGAAACCAUAUAGAAGUUGUAUGAGGAAAGUGCUGUUCUCUCCCUGUUUGCCUCUUAGGAAUGAUCCCGAAGAAACGGAUCACUUCAUAAGUUUACUAUUAUGGUCACAGAUUGUGUUGUUCUCUGUAGCAUACGUUUGGGAUGGGUGUUUCUUGUCUUAUGUUUUUGCAACUAAAACUUCCACUAUACAAAAAAUGUCUUCCUUUUUGACAGUAUGACUAAAUACCAGUAGUUACUUUAGUACAGUGUAUAUAAUGCAGGUCUUGGAGUUUAUUCCAUUUUAAAUAUUUUUACCAUUUUAAUAUGUUAAGACUCAUGACCAGAUUUCACCAAGUCGUGAUUCAUUCAGCUUAUUUAAAACAAUGUACACAUGAUGUCACAGUUUUGGCAGUUUUCUCUAAUGUUAACUGUAACUGUUUUUGAAAUUCUCCUGUUUUGUUUUUAAAGAGCCAGUAAACAAGAUAAUUAAAUAAAGGGGUUUUUUUUUUUUGCUUUUUUUUUGGUGAACUGAUGAUCAAUUUAUUAUUUACAAGCAGUUUGCAGAGAAAACUUACAAUGACGUCAUCUUAAACCUGGCUGAUGUUUUAACAAUUUUGGCAUUAAAUAUUUAAAGUAAUCGCCCCUUCAAUUUUAGGUCAGUUCAUGUGUUUAGAAUUGCCCCAGCUGUUUUCUUAAGUUCAUGAAUUUUGUAAUGAAAAUGGCAAUAUUAAGUCAUUCUCUCACUGCAUGCAAGUAUGAAUCCCCCCCGUGAUCUUUGGUCUGCCUGCUUCUGUCGCAUGACCUCGAAUAUUACAAUUUUUUGACUAGAUUUUUGUCUUUGUACAAGUUCCUUCUCUGUGCCUAACACUAACUGUAGCUAAUUAUCAUUUGUCAUCAGUCAAAGCCUUGUCUUAAUUUCUUCAUGAUUUUAUUGAAAUGUUCUUUACAAUGUUGCUGCUUCAUUGCACUACUGAAGCAGCAGGUGAUAAAUGCACAUUGGAUUGUUCUCUGUUAAACAGAUCAGGCCAAUGAAUGUACCACCUGUUUGCUGAUUAUCCUGAUAUUCUGUUGUGUGUUUUGAAAACGCAAUAAUACCAAUAAACAUUUACAUUAUGCUCA